GAGAAGGACGCUGCCUUUAAACUCCCAAAGAAGCAGACGAAGAAGGGCGUCCGCGCAGAUGCCUGCUCAGAACACAGCAGACGUAAACAAAUCUCUCGUAAAAUCACCGAUGACAGCAGCUGUCCUGUUCGGGUCUCUGCGGGUUCCUGUAAUACAUGCAUGGAUGAAGCCUGACGGAGGUGCGAUCAGCAUGACUUUCACGCUGAUCGGUGACCGAUUCUGCGCAGGCCCGGUUCAUCUUUAAGGAGCCUCCAGUUUAUUUUAGAGAACAAACACGGGCAUCAUGAAGGAAGCGGAUUGUGUUCAGCACCGAAACACAGACAGUCUGCAGACUGGAGUUCAGCAGCAGCAGGAUGAUGAUGCUUUAAACCAAAGCGCUGCAGAGAAAAAGUGAGGGAAGGAAAGUGAAACUGUCCAAGUAGAAAAGAAUGGCCGAGGGAGACUCGGUUGCAGACACCAAUGAUGAGCAUUCCUGUCACAGUUCCCUGAAGUCCUCCUUCUCUGUGGUGUCUCCUGCCGAAGUCCAGCAGCUGUUUGUAGUUAAAGAAGAAAUUCCUUGUGAAUGGUCUCCCAGGUUGGACCAGCAGGAUCGAGAGCUGUUCCACAUAAAGGAGGAAGAGGAAGAAAUCUGGACCAGUCAUGAGGGAGAGCCGCAUAAUGAGCUGGAGGAGGCUGAAAUCACAAGUGUCCUGUUCACUGCUGUUCCUGUGAAGAGUGAAGAUGAUGAAGAGAAACCUGACUCUUCAGAUCUUCAUCAGAGCCAAACUGGAAACAGCACAGAGCCAGAAUCUCCGACCAGCUGCUCAGCUGAAAAGAUAAAAGCUGAAGCUGGUGCACAGGACUGUGGAGGACCAGAAUCAGCCAACAGCACAGACUUAAAAAGUCAGUUACAACCAAAUACCGAUGAAAAAGCUUCAGACUCCUCUGAGACAGAAGUCAGUAAUGAUGAUGAUGAAGAUUGGCAGGAACCUUUGUCAGAUUAUGCACCUGAAACUGAAGACAGUGAUAACGGCUGGAAGGAGAGCAGUGCACUCGGGAGUGAAGUUUGUGGUGGAAAAUGUAGCCAGUCUGAAAAUCUAAAGGGACACAGGAGAGAUCAUACAGGACAGAAGGCAUUUUGUUGUGGCGUUUGUGGUAAAAGAUUCACCCGACAAGGGGAUCUAAAGAGACACCUGAGGGUCCACACGGGAGAGAAGCCAUUUGAUUGCAGUUUUUGUGGCAAAAGAUUUAAACAGCAGGGAGUUCUUAAGAGUCACAUGAGAAUUCACACUGGAGAAAAGCCGUUUGCUUGCGAUGUUUGCGGAAAAAGAUUUAUCCAUCAGUCAAAUCUCAAGUCACACACCAGAGUUCACACUGGAGAGAAACCAUUUAGUUGUAACAUUUGUGGUAAACACUUUACAGAACAGGGGAGUUUGAAGAGGCACAGAGGAAUCCACACAGGACAGAAGCCCUUUGGAUGUGGCAUCUGUGGGAAAACAUUUAGCCGGAAGACGCACUUUAAUAUACACAUGACCGUCCACACGGGAGAAAAACCAUUUGACUGUGGAUUUUGUGGUAAAAAGUUUAGCCAGAAGACACACUUUAAGAUCCACAUCAGAGUCCACACCGGAGAGAAGCCCUUCAGUUGCAGUGCCUGUGGAAAAAAAUUUAGACUUCAGUACAACCUUAAAAGACACAUGAGAGUCCACUCGGGAGAAAAACCAUUCGGCUGUGACAUUUGUGGUGAAAGAUUUACAGAGCAGGGGAGUCUUAAACGGCACAGCGGAGUUCACACAGGAGAGAAACCAUUUUGCUGUGACGACUGCGGUAAAACAUUCAGUCGAAAUACGCAUCUUAAGAGACACAUGCGGGUCCACACGGGAGAGAGACCUUUUGGUUGUGACGUUUGCGGUGAAAAGUUUACCGAGCAGGGGGUUCUGAAGAGCCACAUGAGAGUUCACACAGGAGAGAAGCCGUUCGGGUGUGACGUUUGUGGGAAGAGAUUUCGACAUCAGUAUACUCUUAAAAGACACAUGGGUGUUCACACAGGGGAGAAACCGUUCUCCUGUGGUGUUUGUGGCGAAAGAUUUACGAGACAGGGGAAUCUAAAGAGACACAUGCGAAUCCACACAUAAUAAUUUGCACUUCCAUGCUUGUAAAAUCAGCAGCUGUAUCAGUAAGAAGUACGUGAUUUCAUUGUAUUUGUAAACUUUUUUAUGUCUGUACUUUAAAGUUUAUAAUAAAAAAAGAACUUACCCAGGAUGGUGGGUAUUUA
Molecule: messenger RNA, 2254 nt
Organism: Oreochromis niloticus (Nile tilapia)
Lineage: Eukaryota; Metazoa; Chordata; Actinopteri; Cichliformes; Cichlidae
Product: gastrula zinc finger protein XlCGF57.1
Exons: 3
Coding region: 429-2114 (561 amino acids)
Biological process (GO): regulation of transcription by RNA polymerase II
Molecular function (GO): RNA polymerase II cis-regulatory region sequence-specific DNA binding; DNA-binding transcription factor activity, RNA polymerase II-specific
Source: RefSeq, a predicted model, not a curated record